This is a messenger RNA of Candidozyma haemuli, 1677 nucleotides long. RefSeq lists its product as uncharacterized. The coding region runs from base 1 to 1677 and encodes 558 amino acids. Gene Ontology annotation, molecular function: arylsulfatase activity. The transcript has a single exon. NCBI's taxonomy places the organism in Eukaryota, Fungi, Ascomycota, Pichiomycetes, Serinales, Metschnikowiaceae. The record is from RefSeq and is a predicted model, not a curated record.
AUGACCAUCAAACAGAAACCAAACUUCAUUGUUGUCGUUGCUGACGACUUGGGUUUCACCGACUUGAGCCCCUUUGGUGGUGAAAUCGAUACGCCCAAUUUGCACAAACUCGCCAAUAACGGGCUCAGAUUUACUGAUUUCCAUACGGCCUCGGCUUGUUCGCCAACGAGAUCUAUGCUUCUUUCUGGUACUGAUAACCAUAUUGCUGGUUUGGGCCAGAUGGCCGAGUUUGCCAGGAACCACCCGGAUCUUUUCGGUGGAAAGCCGGGCUACGAGGGAUACUUGAACUUUAGAGUCGCUGCGUUGUCUGAAAUCUUGCAAGACUCUGGCUACUACACUUUCCAGAGUGGAAAAUGGCAUUUGGGGCUUACCGAGGAGUACUGGCCAAGCAAGAGAGGGUUUGAUAAGUCGUUUACGUUGUUGCCAGGCGCUGGAAACCACUUUAAGUACUUCCCAAUCGACGAGGAAAACAAGGGCCCUGCCAAGUUCAUGGCGCCUUUGUUCCAAGAGAACAACGAGAGUAAAGACCCAUAUAGUCUCCCAGAGGACUACUACAGUACUGAUUACUUUACCGAUAAGUUUUUGGAGUACUUGGGCGACGACAAGGAAAGAGACCAGCGUCCGUUCUUUGGCUUUUUGACGUAUACUGCUCCACACUGGCCUUUCCAGGCUCCAGAGGAGGUUAUUGCCAAGUACAAAGGUAAGUACGAUGGAGGUCCAGAAGAGUUAAGAAGAAAGCGUUUGGAUAAGGCUUUGGAGUUGGGAAUUAUCCCAGAUGGCGUGAUUCCACAUGCUGUUGUUACCCAGAGAGAUAAAGCAUGGAGCGAGUUGACUGAGGAUGAAAAGAAGGCCGAAAACAGAAUCAUGGAGACUUACGCUGCCAUGGUGGAUCUCGUAGACCAAAACCUUGGCCGUGUGAUUGACCAAUUGGAGAAAACCGGCGAGCUCGAUAACACUUUCAUUCUAUUCAUGUCUGAUAACGGCGCCGAGGGAAUGAUGAUGGAGGCGCUUCCUCUUAACAAUCUUAACUUCCAGAAACAGAUUGAAUUAUUCUACAACAACAGUUUCGACAAUAUCGGCAAAAAAGACUCGUUUGUGUGGUACUCGGACCAGUGGGCUCAGGCAGCCACGGCUCCUGCUUACAUGUACAAGAUGUGGGCCAGUGAAGGUGGUAUUCGGUGUCCGUUGAUUAUCCACCAUCCCAACGCUAUUCCAGAGAAGAACAGAGGUAACGUGAAGCACGGGUUUGCUACAGUUAUGGAUAUUCUUCCUACGAUUUUGGAUUUGGCAGAGGUUGAACAUCCAGGCGACGAGUUCCGUGGCAGACCUGUGGUCAGGCCAAGGGGAUUAUCCUGGAAAGGAUACAUUACUGGCGUUGCUGAUUUCGCCCACGACGAAGACUCUGUCACUGGCUGGGAGUUGUUUGCCCAACAGGCUAUCAGAAAGGGUAAAUGGAAGGCCUUGUACAUUCCAAAACCUAUGGGACCUGAAAAAUGGCAGUUGUACAAUUUGAAGGUUGAUCCAGGUGAGAUUGACGACUUGGCUGAGAAGGAACCUAAGAUCCUUGAAGAGUUGCUUGACCACUGGAGUCAGUACGAGGCCGAAACCGGUCUUGUGCACUUUGCCGGUGCUCUUUACAACGACGCCAACUAUAACCCUAGAGUCAUCUACGAUUAG